AUGGCUUUGUAUCAAUUAUAUAAAGAAUAUUGUAAUAAUAAUAUCAAAACAAUAAUUCCAAAGAAUGAAGCUUACAAGCGUUUAGAAGAAAUUGGUAUAAACUCUCAAAAAGGAAGACAAAAUAAUGUUGUAUAUCAAUAUAGCAAAGAACAAUUAUUGUCAAUUUAUAAAAGCAAAAGUUUAUAA
This is a messenger RNA of Cavenderia fasciculata, 186 nucleotides long. RefSeq lists its product as uncharacterized. The transcript has a single exon. The record is from RefSeq and is a predicted model, not a curated record. NCBI's taxonomy places the organism in Eukaryota, Evosea, Eumycetozoa, Acytosteliales, Cavenderiaceae. The coding region runs from base 1 to 186 and encodes 61 amino acids.